AUGGAGGACGGCCGCGACCGCGGAGCGCGUAGUCGCCGCCCGCCCAGGCCCUUAACUGGUGCAUUUAGUGGCGAGCAAGUCGGACGUGGAGCGGAAGGUCCACCGAAUGGGGCUGCUGCUGAUGCGGCGACCGUGGUUCCUCCUAGUGACCCACAUCCCGACGGCGAGCGGAUGGACUCUGUUCAAGCCUCGGACGGCACCAUUCUUGAUUCGGUGAGGGAUGUAGGGAUGGAUCCUGGUGUAGGCGAUGUGUCCAUGUCAUCUCUACAGAGCGAGCCUCCCUUGCAGCAGGUAGGGGACGGUGGUACCGGUAUCGCGCCGGACAACGAGGAUGAUGAUACCCCAACUGCCCCAAGAUCGCCGCCACGUAUUUUCCAAGAUGCGCGGCCAAUGAUGCCAAGCCCGUCCGCUUGGACGGGUAACACAGUCGAUGAGUUGAGAAAAGCUGCGGGCUCUCAACCCUCGCCGUAUGUUAACGAUGCUAACCUUCGUCUUUACGAGUGUGCGCGAAAGCGGUGCCGUCUUCGAAAGGACGGUUUUCAGCGCAGGAUGACGCCAAUUGAGGUGGAAACUCUUGAGGCUUGGCUUGGAGGCCAUCUACAGCUUGCUGGAGCGCCUCUAUUCCUCAGGGAGACUCAUGUGGCGGCCGAGCGAGAGCCUUUUGCUGUCCACCAGCGCUCUCGCCUUGUGCACAAGCUUUAUGCUCGCCUUCCGGUCGGCCUUUUCCUUCCUGAUCUAGGCGCGCGGGGUAAAUUAUUUAGCCUGAUGCUUGCAGCUGCUGUGACUCCAGCGGCAAAGACUCGUGUCAACUCGCUCAUCAUGGAGCUUUCGCGCGUUGAGUGUUCGAGCCUGUCACCUAUUGUGGCUCUCGUCUUCAACGAUCGCCCUACGCGAAAUUCAUGGGCGAAGGCGGACCUUCGGGUGGGUAAUUGUCGGAUCCAACUUCUCGUAGCUGAUGACCCAGCUACGGUGGACGACAAGAUUGGCUAUACGGACAUUACGACUUCAAUGCUCUAUCAGGUGCAUGUGCUCGGCAAGAGCUCGGCAUUUCCGAGCGAGAUCCGAUCAUGGGUCGCAGCCGCGACGUCGACACCCGUGCUCACUGUCGAGUCGCAUGAGGCCGAUGGUGCCCAUUUCUUCGGCGCGUAUCGCUGGGUCGUCACUUUUGAUUCCAUGGAAUGCCCUAAAGAACCGGACCGGAAGCACAGGAUUUUAGUGACGACCGGCGAUAAGAGUAUCGAGGUGGUACUCAUGCACCCGCGUAAGAGUACCCGCGAGCCGUGCCAGCGGUGUCUCAGCGUUCGACAUUUCCGUAAGGACUGUGCGGCUGUGGAUCCCUAG
Peronospora matthiolae is the source of this 1341-nucleotide messenger RNA. The record is from the annotation of a GenBank genome assembly. NCBI's taxonomy places the organism in Eukaryota, Oomycota, Peronosporomycetes, Peronosporales, Peronosporaceae.